AUGGCCCACCUCACCCUCGCCGCGCUCUGCGCUCUCCUGCUCUCUGUCCCUGCUCUCUCCGCCCCCAUCAAGUCCGACCAGGCCAUCGUCCCCUAUCUCGGCUCCAACGUCACCGUCGUUGAUAUGGGGAUGGGGAUGAACACCACGAUGGUUGGCCGCAGCACCGAGGACCCCAUCACCCUCGAUGUCACGGUCUACAAGAUCGAGGAGUGUGGUGGCUACCGCCACAAGGCCAUGAAGCACAAGCAGCGCGUGGUCGAGAACGAAUGCCACAACUUCAAGAAGAAGUUCAAGGGCGCUUGGAUCCACAAGGACGAAGACAGCCCGGCGCCGGUGAACGGGCGCUGCUGGGCUUCACUUUGGGAGGGGGAUGACUGUCAGGGACUCCCGUCGACGGAGUGGGUCGAUCUCGUCUUCACCAAGAAGGUCUGGGAGUACACCGACUCCACCUGCAUCGGUAACAACGACAAGGUGAAGAGCAUGCGGUUCUGGUGCAAACCUUGA
Messenger RNA from Zasmidium cellare ATCC 36951, 504 nucleotides. RefSeq lists its product as uncharacterized. The transcript has 2 exons. Bases 1 to 504 code for a protein of 167 amino acids. NCBI's taxonomy places the organism in Eukaryota, Fungi, Ascomycota, Dothideomycetes, Mycosphaerellales, Mycosphaerellaceae. The record is from RefSeq and is a predicted model, not a curated record.